Ficedula albicollis (Collared flycatcher) is the source of this 465-nucleotide messenger RNA. Its product is annotated as avidin-like. The record is from RefSeq and is a predicted model, not a curated record. The transcript is spliced from 4 exons. Bases 67 to 465 code for a protein of 132 amino acids. NCBI's taxonomy places the organism in Eukaryota, Metazoa, Chordata, Aves, Passeriformes, Muscicapidae. Gene Ontology annotation, molecular function: biotin binding.
GGAGCAUCAUCAGGGACCUGCAAGGAGCACAUCCCCACGUGCCUCAGCUGUCCGUGUGCUGCAGAGAUGGUGCGAGCAACUCCCUUCCUCCUCGUGCUCUUCCUGGCCCUGGGGGCUCACGGUAAAAAGUGCAACCUGACAGGAGAUUGGAAGAAUGACCUGGGCUCCAACAUGACCAUUUAUGAAGUAAAAGAAAAUGGUGAUUUAACCGGCACCUACCUGACAUCUGUGUCGGGGGGGGGGGGGGAGAUCAUUCCUCCACCACUGCUGGGGUCUCAGCACCUCCCAGAUCAGCUGAACCAGCCCACCUUUGGCUUCACUGUCCACUGGUCUACCACAGAUACCAUCAGUGUUUUCACGGGCCAGUGCUUUGUGGAUAAUGAAGGAAAGGAGAUUUUGAAGACCAUGUGGCUGUGGAGGUCACACGACAACAGACUCGAAGAUGACUGGAACGCCACUGUGUGA